Molecule: messenger RNA, 742 nt
Organism: Hyaloscypha bicolor E
Lineage: Eukaryota; Fungi; Ascomycota; Leotiomycetes; Helotiales; Hyaloscyphaceae
Exons: 2
Coding region: 142-606 (154 amino acids)
Source: RefSeq, a predicted model, not a curated record
UUCCUUUGAUGUCGCCUGGGAGAAAGAGAGGCUCGAGUCUGUUUGGCACCAUCAAGAAGGUGGUUGCGAGGAACUAGAGGGUUUGGAUUGGCGUUGUUUGUACAUGUGGAAUGGAUUUAGAAGGCUUGCGUAUACCCAUAGAUGGCGGAUUCGGGAGUUUAUAGAGGUCUGGACUUUGAAUCAUAUUCGUUGUUCAGCGUCAUUCUUUUCUCUGAAUUGUUGUGCGAAGUACAUGUCAGACUAUCAAACACGUGGUACGCGGAUCAAUCUGGCCCUUCCAGUCUUCCUCACCUUUUGAACUCAACUCCGCUCCUCAGUCACUCACGAACAAGUCUAACACUGUACAAACAAUCAAACCGAAAUUCCGUCGUACAGUAUUUCUCGUUGUCGCUCGAUAUCGAUCAAGCCUCCUCAUCGCCCUGCGAACGACUCGGGCACGACACUUUGAGGAUCCUUGCGUCCACCCAGACCCUUUCCACGAUACCUGAGUCCAAUUCUGAUACCGAAGCUUCCAAAGCUUCACUUUUCCCCCUUUCUUCACGACGACAGCAUUUGCAUACCGCUUACGGAAUCAUAUGCUGGAGGGGAGCGGGCGUUGCUGGGUAACCGAUAAGAGCCUUGGGCACUGUUUACUGGGCUGAUAAGGUUCACCGCUUGGGCUCGACAACGACAACCGACUUUGACAGCACACGGUUGAGCGAGCUCUCGAACGUCCAUUCCUCUCCACGGAGCGCAUUCCUAC